This is a messenger RNA of Hyaloscypha bicolor E, 385 nucleotides long. RefSeq lists its product as uncharacterized. Gene Ontology annotation, molecular function: protein binding. The transcript has a single exon. Bases 181 to 363 code for a protein of 60 amino acids. The record is from RefSeq and is a predicted model, not a curated record. Lineage: Eukaryota; Fungi; Ascomycota; Leotiomycetes; Helotiales; Hyaloscyphaceae.
CGUCACGGCUGCCAACAACGAUGCACAAAUGAGUUGAAACGAAUGCCCACGUCCUAAUUGAAGCUUGGCGCUGGUUGGCUGAGCCGCUGAGGUUUGCAGAGGGUAAGCUUAUGACACAGGAGAAGGAUGAUCUAAGGGGUCGAGGAAUUCAGAGGUUAGACUAGGACUAGCCUGACCAGUAUGGCCAACUUGGCUUCGACAUACCGGAACCAGGGCUGCUAUAAUGAGAGCCUGGAACUAGUGGUUACAUGUGUCUAUUUGCGGGAGAAAGUACUUGGCAUAGGCCACCCUUAUACUGUCUCUUCUCUCACAACAUUAGGUACGUGGCAGGCAGAGCAAGCAACAGUGUGUCAAAUAAUUUAAUUAAUUAUAAUUAUUGGCCGGU